AUGGCUGACACAACUGUUUCUCACACAAACGGGCAUACCGUCCCAGAAACGGAAUAUCAUGGAACCGAAAAGAAGCUCGAAAGCUCCGUCUCAGCUUUGAGCUCUUCUGGAUCAUCAGACGCAACCCCAGAUGUCACCAACAGUUCAAAGUCGGAAGAACCCGAUGUCUCCAUUGCUCUGAACGCCGCCAAUAUUGCCGCCGUCCCCUCUCUGAUCAAAGACAUUAAUGCUCUGAGUGGUGACCUGGAUAGUGAUGACCCCACGGCGCGACUCAAGCUUAUGGCAAAGGCCAAGAGCCUUUGGCAGUCACUCGAGACUCCCAGAGAGACCAUGCUUCGCCAUGUCUGGGCUGAGCCAUCGCUUCACUGUGCCUUGACUGCUGGUACGGUCAAGGAAGUUUGGACUCAUGUCGCCAAGAUCGAUGGACCUUUCAAGGUCGCUGAUGUGGCGAAGGAGAAAAACAUUGAACCUGCUCUCCUUGCCCGCCUUGUACGACAUGUCUCAUCCAUGGGUUACAUCACCGAGAUUGAUCAAGAUACAUACCAAGCCACAAACUUUAUUAAGUCAAUGGCUUUCCCAUUCAUCAAUGCUGGAUACCCUUGCAUUUCCGGAGCUUGUCUAAACGCUCUUGGUCAAUUCCAUGAAUGGGCUGACAACAACUCCUGGAAGGACCCUACUGACAUCAGUAACUCUCCCCUUCAGCUUGGAUACAAAACAGAGAAGACUUUCUUCGAGCAUCUUCACACCAACCCACCAUACGGCCAGUUGUUCCAUCUUCAUAUGGGCGGCUACCGUCAAGGUCGACCGUCUUGGAUGGAUGCAGGUUUCUUCCCUGUUCAAGAAAAGCUUAUCGAUGGCUUUGAGAAGUCGGAUGACGCUGCUCUGCUGAUCGAUGUUGGUGGCUCUUUUGGUCAUGAUAUUGGAGAGUUCUGCCGCAAGUUCCCCGAUGCCCCAGGUCGUCUCAUUCUCCAGGAUCUUCCAGUCGUGAUUGACCAGAUCACCACCCUUGAUAGCAAGAUCGAGCGAAUGAAGUACGAUUUCUAUACCGAGCAACCUAUCAAAGGUGCCCGAGCAUACUACAUGCAUUCCGUUCUUCAUGACUGGUCCGAUGAGACUUGUCUGAAGAUUCUGGGACAAGUCAAGGCUGCCAUGAAGCCUGGAUACAGCAAGCUUCUGAUCAAUGAGAAUGUCAUCCCCAACACUGGCGCUCAAUGGGAAGCAACAGCAUUGGACAUUAUGAUGCUAACUCUCCUUGCGUCGCGGGAACGUACGCAACAGAACUGGGAGAAGCUGCUCGGAGAGGCUGGACUGAAGAUUUGCAAUAUUUGGACGGUCGCGAAUGGAGUUGAGAGUCUGAUCGAGUGCGAGUUGGCUUGA
Molecule: messenger RNA, 1377 nt
Organism: Fusarium redolens
Lineage: Eukaryota; Fungi; Ascomycota; Sordariomycetes; Hypocreales; Nectriaceae
Product: S-adenosyl-L-methionine-dependent methyltransferase
Exons: 4
Coding region: 1-1377 (458 amino acids)
Molecular function (GO): O-methyltransferase activity
Source: RefSeq, a predicted model, not a curated record